AUGAGUAAAAAAUUGACGUUGGAAGAAAGGCUUUCUCUUGCUACCAAGAAGGGAAGAAAGAAAAAUAAAAAAUCAACAUCGAAUCUACCAUCCCCUUCGCCUGUAGUGCUGUCAAACAGCGAGCUGGAAGCCAAUGGCAUAUCCAUCGAUGAUCUAACUACUGGUCUGGACUCAAUUGACAAUGCUGAAAACGGAGAUGAUUGUACGGUACGAUCGGAGAGUACUGUUGAAAGCGAUACACUUAAAAUAAGUGCAAAUACAGCGCAUGCCGAACUAACUAGAACUGAUAACUCUGAUAACGCUAUAGUGUCAUUGCCUGAAUGGCUGCCAGAGAAUUACACGGAACUCACAGUCGAAGAAUUAGUCAGAAGAAUUAGCCCAGAAUACGAAAGACUAAAUAAACGGAUUGAUGACCUAACUAACGAAGUGAGCAAAAAACCUCAAAUCGAGACAACGGAUUCUAGCUUUUUUAAAUUGAUCAAAGAGAAAGAUGAUUUGAUAGAUCAACUGAAGAAAGAAGGAGAAAAAUUAGCGGAAACUGAGUUGAGGCAAUCCAACCAGAUCAAGGCUCUGAAGACAAAAGUGAAAAAUUUAGAGUAUGAAGUAUCAUCUUUGAAUGAUGAUUCUACUCAGAACGUAGAAAAUUAUAAUGAACUGCAGUCACUGUAUCAUAAUAUACAAGAACAACUGACUGAAACUACAAGCAAGCUAAAGGACACAGAUAAGCAGAAAGAGUUGCUUGAGGUGUUAAAAGGAAGUAUCAAGGAAAAAGACGACUUGAUCACAAAUUUGCAGCAAUCUUUAGAUCAUAUGAGAACAUUGCUCGAAGAAGAAAAAGCCGAAUUUCAAAUGGAGAAGAAAGCACUACAGGAAGCAACAAUCGAUCAAGUAACUUCUCUGGAGACAAAAUUAGAACAAUUAAGGAUAGAAUUGGAUAGUUGCAGCAACGAUUCGAACGGUAAAUCAAGCGGAGGUGAUUUUGUAGACAAUGAUGAUGGCAGCUCCGAAGUAAAGCAAUAUACAUCUUCGCAAUAUAUGCUACUAAAGGAACAGCUCGAGUCAUCCAAAGUUAACUGGAAUAGCAUUGAAUACGCCUUGAACAGUAAAAUUGUGGAUUUAGAGAAUCACCUUGCAUCUACGAUAAAAGAAAAAAAGAAAUUUGAAGAGGAGUAUCAAACCGCCUUGCGUUCAACAGAAACACUAAGUGACCAUUUAGAAAAAGAACGAGAAGGUCAUUUAAAGGCAAUUUCUCAAGUGAAAGAACUGGAAAGACAGAUAGAGACAUUGAAGUUGUCAUUACAAAGUAUAAAUGAUGAUUACAAUCUAUUGAAGAAGAAGUAUGAUAUUCAGAGGGCCCAGUUCGAGAAAAAUGAGGACGGAGUGAAGCUACAUCAAGAGACCAGCGAUCGAAAAAUCAUAGAAAAAAUUCCUGCAGAAUUGACCAAUAGUUUAAAUUCCAUGAAUGAGAAUAUCGAAGACGAGUGGACUUUACCUCAAGAGAACUCUAUGCUGUCUCUAUCGAUCUCAAAAUUAGGACAACUGGAAGACGAUUCAUCUCUGAAGCCCAUUAGCGAUCAAUCGCACGAUAUGAUAUGUAAUGAGGAAAGUGAACACUUUGACAGGAAAAAUAUAGAUUUUAGCAUCGAUGAUAUCCCAGAAGAAGCCGCUGAUUUACAAGCAAUAAAAGAAGGCGAAUCCAUGAAAUCGUUAAAUAAUACGUCAAUACCAUACCGAAGAGCGAGCUUUCAAUUGUCCAACUCUAAUGGUAAUAUAAGUGCCCAUCUGGUGAGUAAGCUAAGUACGGAAUUAAAGAGAUUGGAGGGUGAAUUAUUAACUUCAAGGGAGUCAUACUAUAAUUUGGUAAAUGAAAAAGCACAGGCCAAUGAUGAGAUCUUAAGACUAUUGGAGGAAAACGAUAAAUUUGAUAAAGUCAACAAACAGAAGGAUGAACUUUUGCAAAAAGUGGAACAAAUUCAAAGCAAACUGGAAACCUCCUUACAACUGUUAGGUGAAAAGACCGAGCAAGUGGAAGAAUUAGAAAAUGACGUGUCCGAUUUAAAAGAAAUGAUGCAUCAACAAGUCCAACAAAUGGUGGAAAUGCAGGAAAAGAUGAGGUGA
Molecule: messenger RNA, 2118 nt
Organism: Saccharomyces kudriavzevii IFO 1802
Lineage: Eukaryota; Fungi; Ascomycota; Saccharomycetes; Saccharomycetales; Saccharomycetaceae
Gene: SGM1
Product: Sgm1p
Exons: 1
Coding region: 1-2118 (705 amino acids)
Cellular component (GO): endoplasmic reticulum; Golgi apparatus
Source: RefSeq, a predicted model, not a curated record